AUGAUAGCCCCGUAUCGCCAUGUAGAUCGGCCACCAGCAGAGGUGAAUCCCGAGCCGCAGUCGCAAUCUCCUGACACCAACGCAAAUGCCUCGGAGCCAUCCAUCCCGCAUCGCCCACGGCCAGCUAGACCAAGGCAGGUCGUUCAGAAACCCGUGCCAGCGCUGCAGCAGACCAACCCACGAGAAUUUCAGCUCGGUCAGGUGCUCAAGCGCUUCUCGCCUCGACGUGAGGAUACCGAGAAUGGCACGAUAUUGACAUUCAAGCUGGAGCCAUCGGAUCCGGAUUUUCCCUUCGAGCUCAAGGGUGGCCUGCAAUGCACUUUGACGGUGCCGGGGGAGUAUCCCCGCUCUGGGGUAGGUCUGGUCCUCAGGAUCGGCAAUAGAGAAAUGCCUAGAGGAUAUCAAAUCAAUGUGGAACAAGGUUUUGCAUCGCUUGUUCAGCGGUCACCCAAGAAGACACUGUUGGCGCUAUUGAAUGACCUGGAUCGCAAUCUGGAGCAGUUCCUUACCACCGAAAAAGCCCAGACGCUGAAAAUCUCGGCAAAUGCACCUGCACGGCCAACGGCUGUCGAGGCUGAGGCGGCUCAGGGGCACAGGGAACCUGCCGAUCCUCCGCCUAGCAGACCUGCCCCGCUACCGCUACCGCUACCAGUCUAUACUGUGCAGCAGAAGACAGCCGCCCGCUCAAAGCGAGAGGCUGAUGUGCGGCAGUUGGAGGCGCGCAUGAGCCGCCUGCCACUUUACAGUAAGUCACAGGAUGGCACGAUUUACACCAUCCCAAUUCAGGUUCCGAAGGCAUCUCGACUACCAGUCAGCCUACAGGCGGUGAAAGAGGCGGUGCUCUUCGUACCUCCACUGUACAACCUUGAGCCUUGCACAGUCCACAUCAAAGGUGUGGAAAGCCAGGAGUCGCAGAAUGUGGAGAUAGCAUUUGAGAAGCAUGCAAGGGCGCAGUCGGGGAUGACGUUGAUGGCACAUGUCAACUACUUGGCUGUGAACAUGCAUACGAUGGCUACUGAAGCUGUCGUAGUCCCCGAUACUAAGCCGGUGGAGAAGCCCACACCAGCUCCAGCCCCAACGACGAUCGAGUCUCGGGAGCAUGAAACAGAGCAGCUUUUGGACUCGGAGCGUCCACAUCUCAAGGUCAUUCCUCGCCCGCCCGAGUGGGACCAACCUGAUGGCGAGUCUGAUGAAUCAUCGAGCGAGGAGUAUACCGACAGCGAGGACUACAGCGAGUCCGAAGAGGGCGAGACUGAAGGCGGAGCCACGCUACCAGCAACAAAUACCACCUCAACAUCUGACAAGGGCAUCGCCAUUUCCUUCCCAGACAUCGAGCUCUACGGCAUCGAGCUGUUCGAGAUCACCUCCCUCGCCUUGACGCUCAAAUGCGACCGCUGCAAGACCAACAUCGACAUGGCGAACCUCAAGCCGAGCAGCAACACAACCCUCACGGUCACGCAAGUCUGCCCCAAAUGCGCCUACGAGGUCGCGGCCUCCUUCCACCCCAUGCCUGUGCACGCACACAAUGUACGCGCCGGCCACCUCGACCUCACCGCAUGCACCGUCGUCGACAUGCUCCCCAGCAUCUUCGCGCCUACCUGUUCCGACUGCUCGACGCCCUUCCCCGCCCCCGGCGUCACCUCGGUGCGCGGCGAAACCACCCUCGUCAUCUGCCGCACCUGCCACCACAAAAUGACAUUCAAGCUUCCCUCGGUCAAGUUCCUGCGCGUCUCCACCGCCGCGAACGCCUCCCAUCCGCUGCUCCCCCGCCGCAAACCCCCACGCGAGAAGCUCGGCAUCACCACCGGCACCCCCUUGCCCGACACGGGCCGCUGCACGCACUACCGCAAAUCCCUGCGCUGGUUCCGCUUCAGCUGCUGCGGCAAAGUAUACCCGUGCGACCGGUGCCACGACGAGCAGAGCUCGCCGAAGCACGCAAAUGAGCACGCCAAUCGCAUGAUCUGCGGGUAUUGCUCGCGCGAACAGAACUAUCGGCCCGAGGACUGUGGUACGUGUGGGAGGGGUUUGGUGGGGAAGAAAGGCGGCGGGUUUUGGGAGGGUGGCAAGGGGACGAGGGAUAGGAUGAAGAUGAGUCGGAAGGAGCCAAGGAAGUUUAAGCGGUUGGGGGGAGGGGCGAAGAACAAGGCGAAGGAGAAUCGUUGA
Messenger RNA from Cyphellophora europaea CBS 101466, 2163 nucleotides. RefSeq lists its product as uncharacterized. Bases 1 to 2163 code for a protein of 720 amino acids. The record is from RefSeq and is a predicted model, not a curated record. NCBI's taxonomy places the organism in Eukaryota, Fungi, Ascomycota, Eurotiomycetes, Chaetothyriales, Cyphellophoraceae. The transcript is spliced from 2 exons. Gene Ontology annotation, molecular function: zinc ion binding.